Molecule: messenger RNA, 4556 nt
Organism: Mugil cephalus (flathead mullet)
Lineage: Eukaryota; Metazoa; Chordata; Actinopteri; Mugiliformes; Mugilidae
Product: oocyte zinc finger protein XlCOF6-like
Exons: 5
Coding region: 2405-4228 (607 amino acids)
Biological process (GO): regulation of DNA-templated transcription
Molecular function (GO): RNA polymerase II cis-regulatory region sequence-specific DNA binding; DNA-binding transcription factor activity, RNA polymerase II-specific
Source: RefSeq, a predicted model, not a curated record
ACCAGAUUCUGGGCUCAAGGUGUAAAAAGGAGGAAUCUAUGCUAAAAAUCUUGCACCAGUUUGUGUUUUCAAUCCUGUUGUUGUUAAGGCCAACGACAAUCAAUGUUUACUGCUUACUGUAAACAAAUGAAUCCAUUAAUCAAUCAGUCUCUUAAAUAAGUAUUGUCUGUGUAAUCCGCGCUGUAGUUUAUUUCCAGUCAAGCCCACAUGUGCCAUCCUGCAGCCAGAAAGACUCACCAACAAAUGCACCAUUUGAGACAUGUUAGGAAAUGACUGAGCCCUCAAGCUGAGCUUUGUGUUUGCGAGCUUUACGCAAAGAUUUAUGUUCACCACUGGGCUGAGGCUGAGUGCUGCAGAGGAUCAGACAGCAAUGAGAGAGCAUUGAGAGAGGGACUUUCUUUUAUUUCAUUGGAUUUGCUGUCCGUAAUGUAAUAUGCUUCAAUCUAGCUUCGGAGUAAAUCUAAUCUCUUGGUAAAUUUAUUGUCGAGGAUGUUGGAGAAUUACUGAGCUUAACUUCAGACCGUAUGGAGAGGAUAAGGCUGUUUUUUGUUGUUGUUGUUGUUUUUACUAACACCUUUACUAGAUUUAUCCUACACAUUAGGGCAUUUUGUUGAGAAAAUACACGAUAAUAUAUAUUUAUCAACUACUGCUGAAAUGAGAAACUCAGUUAAAAUAAAUAAUGAAUAUAUAACAAAUGAAAGACGGAGAUGGAGUAUAGACCUUUCUCAUGAGAUUUUGACUUGUCACAAUAGGAAAACCACGGGUGGAAUUAAUUAUGACUCAGCUCCAGUACAUCAUGACAAAAUCCAGCAUGCACAAAAGCAGGACCUCCUCUAAGUGGAAUGCAGCCAUCAUUAAUACUCCUGUGCAGUCCCUAUGGUGAAAAGUCUGCCAUGAGAAAAAACUCAACCGUGUUUAGGAAGAUUUUAUUAUUUAUUUUUAUGUACAGCAGAUCCAAUAGGGAUGUAGAAGCACUACAGAUAUGAUUUUUAAAUUUUUUUUAUUUUUUUUAAAUUAACAUUUCUCUCAUGGAUUUUCCACGGAACCACCCCUCACAACACAGCCUUCAUGUUACUCCGAGGAAACAUCUGGCCUUUUGUGCCUUCUGAGCUGACAACAGUUCGAUCAAACACACUGGCUCAGUUCAGCAGGAACAAGAGUCUAGUCAACGUGCAGCAUUCAUAUCAAGAACACCAAGCAAAUGAUCUGUGCUGAAAGCCCGAGCAGGAAGUAAACGCGCAAAAAAAGAGAGUUGGACCUAUAAUGGCAUGAGAGAAAGAUACAUAUAUGUCAUAUAUUUUAGUAUUUUAUAGAUGGAUGGUGUUAUUUUGUGUAAGCGUGUGUGUUUCUUUACAAAUGCAAAUAACUACUCUCCAUAUGUGGGGGAAAAAAAAGGUAUUUAAGAAUAGCAUCAUCCAGUGUUGACAGCGGGGAACUACAUCUGCUCAGUCACAUUGACGCUGGAAAGAAAUGAUUAUUUUCUUUGAAUGAACAAAUAAAUGCUCAUAAUAAAGGUUGAUAUGAAUGCAUCUUCAUAAAUGGGUUUCUGUACAUUAUUUGGCUGUCAUGGGCACUUACUAAUUAUUGGUUACUGUCGACAGGGUCAAACGCGAGCAAGAAACAAGACAUGAUGCAGCAAGAUUGAAGACUCGUUUGUUUAAAUGAGCAAUUAGCUCAUUUGAUUAUUAGUUAAAUGAAUUACUAUAGGAGCAUUUAAGCUUUAGGGAGAAUAUUUGCUGAAAAUGAUAAAGGAUUUGAUGAUGCAUUAAAAAGGCCUACUGUUAUAUCAGUAAUGGACGUUGUUCGGAAAAGCAGUAACCAAACCAAACUUUGAAAACAAGCUGUAGAAUGGAGGAAACUGGUGUUAUUAAUGAGAUUUCGACAUGUCAAAUGUCAGCAGUCCUUACUUCCUCCCACCUCCCUCUCACCCGAUGACAGCUGGGGUAGGCUCCUAGUGAGGAUAAGCAGUAGUAGAAGAUGAGAUGAGAUAUAAGUAACAUCUAGUAAAAUUACACAAUGGAAAAAAAAAUGCAUAAAAGUGCAAAAAAAAAAAAUGGACAGAAUUAGCAAAUGAACAAAUAUAUCAUUCAAGCAGAAGAUGCUGCGCAAGAAACAGGUUUUAACCUCCACACCUUGCUCAUCCUGGACAAACUGGAAAAAGGAAGCUGAUUUUACUAAAUGAUAUUGAAGGCGUAAAACAUACCAGUAAAACCAACAUCGCAAACAUGCAGCAGGUGGCAGCAAUGCGCCAAAUAAUGCAACGUUCGGCCGGUGUGGCCCACGAAGAAGAAGAUAACGCGCAAAGAAGAAAAUAAACCAGCUCCAGAGCAGUUUACAGAGAGUAAAGUGAGAUUUCUGUAUGUUGACGCUAUGAUAGACUGUGAUUAGACUGUUAAGCUGCAAAAUGUUCAGCCUGGAGACGUUUGAGAGUCAGAUAGGUGCCGUCAUGGAUACUCUGGUGGAAGCGGCGGUCCUGGAGCUCGGCAGACUUCUGAACGAGUGCUCGGCUACGGACAAGGCCGCUCAGCACCGCUCUGCUGCGGCUGAAGCGGAGGAGAGCGGGGCUACUUCACUGGAGGACAAACAGCAGCAGUUUAAUAAAGUUUUAACGAACCAGUUUGUGUCCCACAUGAAAGCUUGGGGCAAAGAUGCAGUGGAGAAAAUCUCCCUGAUGUUGAAAGUGUCCCUGUGCGGGGCUGAAGAUGUUUCUGCUGCAGAGCAAAAGUCUGGGCUGCAUGACAGGACAAAACUGACGAGCAAGAGAGUGAAAGCAAUAAAUGUGGCCGGGACCAAAAAAAAAGGAGCCAGACGUUCUUGCCGUGAGAGGAUGGAUAUCCAGGGAGGAGUCAAAUCAGUAAGAAGGCAGAUGAAUGAUUGCAAAGAGGAGCAGCAGACUGAACAACCAACAGCAGCUGACUCAGAAUCAGUGACAAAACCAGGUGAUACAGCCUCACGUGAGGAGAGUAACUCUGGACUCUGUUCAGAACCUAAAGCCGCGUUAACAGCUCCUGAGCCAGUCCCGGAUGUCAGCAAGGAAGCUGUCCAAGAGGACGCAGACUGUCACAUCGUCUCAUCGAAGAAGACUGCUAGGGCUUUCAAGUGUCCCUCUUGUGAAAAAACAUUUGCUCAGAAGUGCUUGAUGGACAGACACUACCUGACUCACUCCAAACCUCACAUUUGCUCCGAGUGUGGCAAAGGUUUCGCUGCACGUUGGGGACUCAUGGCACAUUCAAGGCGACACACCGGAGAGAAGCUUUACAAAUGCUGCGAGUGUGGAACGGAGUUCGCUUACAAGUCCACCUUCCGCAGGCACAUGCGUCACCACAGCCUGAAGAAGCCAGUCACCCACACGUGCAUGCUGUGUGAGAGUCAGUUUACAGGGACACUGGCGCUUCAGAGGCACAGGUGCCCUGCGCUAAGGAAGACGUUCGUUUGCUCACUUUGCCCAGAGACUUUUGAGUGCAGGCAGAGCUUGGCUGAUCACGAGAACCGCCAUUCGGGAGACAGAGAUUUCGUGUGCGAGGUGUGCGGCGAGACGUUCUUGUCGUCCGCGUCCCUGGCCACUCACCGGGUCACGCACAUGCAAAAGGAAAACUGCUGCGACAUGCUCGGCCUCGGCUGCAGCGUCAUGAGCGUCCUCAAGAUUCACCUGAGCAAACACACCGGGGAGAAGCUCUUCACCUGCGAGGUCUGCGGCAAGGGCUGCAGUCACCGGAGCGCUCUGAAGCACCACAUGCUGACGCACACGGGGGAGAGGUCCUACAUCUGCGAGACGUGCGGCAAGCGCUGCGGCCACGCCAGCGCGCUGCAGAACCACAUGAGGAUCCACACCGGGAAGAAAGCGGGAGAGCAGCCGUGCUGCGAGCAGUGCGGCAAAACGUUCAGCUGCAUGGUCAACCUCAAGUACCACAUGAGCACCCACACGGGGGAGAAGCCGUACGCCUGCGAUCAGUGCGAUAAAAAGUUCAGGAACCCCAGCAAUCUGAAGUUGCACAUGGCCGUCCACUCGGGGGAGAAGAUGUACGGCUGCAACAUCUGCGGCAGAAGGUUCACUCAGUCCAGCAGCCUGAAGCUGCACAGGCUGAUCCACACGGGAGAGAGGCCGUAUCGCUGCGAUGUGUGCGGGAAAGAAUUCAUAUACAGCAGCGUCUUUAAGAAGCAUCAGAGAGAUCACGUGGCAGAGGAGGCGGGAGACGGACAGUCAGAAAAUACUGCAGUGACAGUCUGAAAUGUUCAACAGCUGUAUCCUGUCCUAGGUAUCGAUAGCAAUGACUUAUGUAUACACAUCUGAAAUACUCGGGGGGCCUUUUUCGAGGCCAAGAGCUGCUGAAACAAGUUCCACUCUUUCUCGACGUUGAGGAUUUGAUGCUGUUAGUUAGUGGCUCACAGCGAGUGUCAAACGUGCUGAAUAUGGUUGAAGUUAAGGAGCGUCUUCCUCCAUCUACUGCCAUCAGGUUGGAGUCCUCGCAAGCUGUGACAUUAAGCCAGCGUAAUUCAGAGAUUUUGAAAAUUCCUACAGAAUAUUAAUAAAACCAACCUAUUUGUUUUAACUUUGA